AUGGCUAUCUUCGACUCAGAAAAGCGCCCUCGUGGCCUUCGCGUGCCCUCUCUCGCAGCAUUCAAGUCUUUCCAGAAGAAAUCGUCGGAACCUGUGCCCACCGAGCCUGUGCCCUCCGGGGAGUCAACUUCGCCUAAAGCGACAGCCUUCCCUACCCCUCCACCACCGAAGCCGGCGCCCCCGCCGGGCAAGGACCUCCCAGUGUCCCCGAAAGAGGAAAUUCCCGCACCGCAGACCUUAACCAACAACCCAUACUUCCCUCCGAUCCCCUCCCAAAAUGCAGUCCCAGACCGACGCCCAAUUGAACGGGUCCCCAAUCCAAUGCAGUCUCCUCCCCCUCGGAUGACAGGCCUGCGAAACAAGAAAUCACAGCCCGAUUUCCACGCACCCCAACAACAGACAACAAACUAUUUCGCGCCCCAAGCUCCGGCUGACGAGGCCAACUCCCCCCGCUGGAAGACUUCAUCCCAACCCCGGACAGCGCCGAACCGCCACUAA
Molecule: messenger RNA, 498 nt
Organism: Penicillium psychrosexuale
Lineage: Eukaryota; Fungi; Ascomycota; Eurotiomycetes; Eurotiales; Aspergillaceae
Exons: 1
Coding region: 1-498 (165 amino acids)
Source: RefSeq, a predicted model, not a curated record